GAUAUACACGACAAGUGUGUAUUCGCAUAAAUUGUAUUAUUCAACAGAAAUGCAUUGGCUGAGUUCGAAGGCAACGUCUAGAACUAGAACAAAUUCGCGCUUCCGCACAACUGAUACGGCAACUACUUCCUCGACAAUGCACAUAACAACUUCCUACGGCAACGUCUGGCAACGCCAACAUUUGGCGCUAUUCACAAUGCUGCUGCUGCUGAUGGCAGCACACAUCAAUAUUGCUUCCGGUCAAAUCGAUUGGGACGACGACGACGAUCCAGUUAGCACUGUGGCUGUGGAGGCAGUGCUGGGACGCACCGCAUCCUUGCCGUGUGACAUUGAGCCCGAGGCUAAGGACGAUCGUGUCUAUAUGGUGCUCUGGUUCCGUGAGACCGCUGGCAAACCACUUUACAGCUUUGAUGUGCGCGGGCGGCCCUUUGAGAAGGCGCUCUACUGGUCGGAUACCAACUCAUUUGGGCCACGUGCGUAUUUUGUUACCGGACAGCAGCCGGCGAAAUUAUCUGUGGAAAAUAUACAGCUGGACGAUGAGGGCGUUUAUCGCUGUCGCGUGGACUUUCAGAACUCGCCGACGCGCAAUCAUAGAAUUAAUUUAACGGUCAUUGUUCCUCCGCAUCAGAUACUCGUGUAUGAUGCCUCAGGCCGAGAUGUGGCUGGCGCUGUGGGUCCAUUGCUCGAGGGCGAUAAUAUUGUGUUGACAUGUGAAGUGCGUGGCGGUCGACCGGAGCCGACUGUCACAUGGCUGAACGGCUCCAGGACUCUGGAGGCUGGCAGCGGCAUAUCGAUGGGCCGUCAUGUAACUGUUAAUCGACUGGAGGUGCCACAAAUAACGCGUGCGGCACUCAACAACACAUAUCGCUGUCAGGCGUCCAACACAAAGCUGGUGGCGCCCGUCGAGCGUAGCAUACGCAUUGAAAUGUUAUUGAAGCCGACGUCGGUGAAUUUGACCAACAAGUUGAAGGUAUUCUCAUCGAGCACACAAUAUAAUCUCACGUGCAUUGUGGCCGGCUCGGUGCCGGAUACGGAAAUCAGAUGGACACAGAAUAAUCGACCCUUCAAACGUGGCACGCUGUCAACGAGCCAGGGCAAUGGACGCGUGCUAUCCACUUUGUCAUUUUAUCCACAACCUGAAGACGAUGGCACCAUGCUCAAAUGCGAGGGUUCAAAUCCCCGAUUACAAAACUCAGCCAUCGAGGAUUCGCUCAUGCUGAAUGUCAUGUAUCCGCCACAGGUCAGCUUGUCGCUGGGCUCCACCCUGCGGCCUGAUGAUAUCAAGGAAGGCGAUGAUGUUUAUUUCGAGUGUCACAUCAAGGCGAAUCCCAAGGAGCAUCGCAUAACCUGGUCGCACGAUGGCCUGCCCGUUACACAGAACGUCUCCUGGGGCAUCAUCAUAUCCACGCGCAGCCUGGUCCUGCAGCGUGUGGGACGCGUUCAUUCCGGCUACUAUGCCUGCUCGGCGGCCAAUGAUCGCGGCGAGACGCAGAGCGCGCUGGUCAAUCUACGGAUACGCUAUGCGCCCGUUUGCAGCAGCAGUGUGAUUGGGGUUAUUGGCGCCUCCUUGGAGGAGGCGGUGCCGAUACCGUGCCGCGUCAACUCCGAUCCGCCGGAAAUCGAUUUCGAGUGGACAUUCUCGAGCAGCGGCGAGCAUUUCGAGGUGCCAUCGGGACACUAUGCGACCAUACAGGAUCCAACCAUGAGCACCAGCAGCGAUGUGCGACGCACCGUUGUCGAGUCCAAUGAUACCCACUUCGAGAGCUACGUGGAAACAAUAAGUGAGCUGAUCUAUACGCCGAAGGGCGAGCGGGACUACGGCACGCUGGCGUGCUGGGGACGGAAUGCGAUUGGCAAACAGUCGGAGCCGUGUCUAUUUCAGGUGGUGCCAGCGGCCAAGCCGGGCGCUCUGCGCAAUUGUACGCUGCGUCCGUAUGUGGUGACCUCCGCGUCGCUGAAUUCAUCGAAUCAGACGACAAUGCAUGGCAAUCAAAUGCUGCAAACACAAUACGGCAGACACGAUGCGAAUUAUCCGCACAUGGAAUACGUACGUGAGCGCAAUAAUGCCAGCAAUAAUCGACGGAACAAUGUGGCUGCAUCAGCUGUCAAUAAUAAAAAUAUGAAAGGCAAAAGCAAAAUAAAUGCUGGCCCUGUUAAAUCUAAUAAGCAGCAGCAGCAGCAGCAGCAGCAGCAGCAGCAGCAGUCGGAGCAAAGAUAUCGCCUGAAUCAACAGCAAUUGCAGCGUCUAAAAAAGCGGACAUCAUUUACACCAUCGCAGACAUUGGCGGCCAUUGAGCGUGGCAAGAAGCAGCAGCAAUUGCUGCUGGCCAAGGCAGCUGCCACGCCCACAGUUGGCUUCAUCAAUAACAAAACUGAUGAAUUACUGGCCAAGCAGCCAAAGCAGUCGAACCUGCCACAGGACACCAAGCGGCGUCUGCGACGCGCUCCAAAACUGCUCAAGACAGCCGCAGCAGCAGCAACAACAACAACAACAGCAGCAGGCAAAAAGCUGCAACGUGCAGCAAAAUCAAAUUUAUCAUUGUCACAUAUAAAACAGGCUGAAAUAGUUGCUGGCUCGAAUGUCAAAAGCAACAACGGCAAACUGCCAGCAAAGUAUUUUAAUAAGCGACAGAAAAACAUGCACAAACAGCAGCAGCAGCAACAGCAGCAACAGCAGAAGCAGCCGCAGCGGCAACAACAAGGACUAAGCAGCGAGGUAAACGAGCACAACAUAAUCCAUCAUUUUGCAACAGCGAGACGAGGCAAGCGCCAAGCAGCAAAUGACAUUACAGCAGCAGCAGCAGCCACGCCAGCAGCAGCAGCAGCAGCAGCUGGCACAACAGCAACAACCAAGUCAGACUCAGACGAUGCCAGCAGCAGCAGCAGCGGGAGCGGCAGCAUUGGCAUCGGCGACAUUGACACAAUGCUGGCUACAAUGCGGGCACGCAAAUCUUUGGAGGUGAUUGGCAAUGAGAAAGUCAAGAACAGACUGUUGCCACCGAAUGCGCCACAAAUUAGCAACAAGCCGGCGGCAGCAGCGCAACAAAUGGCAGCAGCAAUUAGCAGCAACAAUAAGCAAGCAACAGCAGCAGCAGCCGCAGCAGCCGCAGCAGCCGCAGCAGCAGCAGUUGCUGUUGAAGUCAAGACAAACCUGGGCAAAGAUAGCGCGCCUUUGUCCACAGAUCCGGCGAGAGCUGAGCAGGCAGACAAUGAUGAGGACAAUGAUGAAGCUGAUGCUGAUGCUGAUGAGGAUGACGUUGCGAUUGCUGACGGAGAUGCUGAGGAGCUGCAAGCAGACAACGACGACGACGACGACAACUACAUGGCAGAUGAGCCCAGCGACUUGGCGGACUAUGAAACAGGCGACCAACAACAACAACAACAGCAGCAACAACAACGACAGCGACAGCAUGUUGAUAUUUCAAGCCUGGAGCAGCAGCUGGACCUGGAAUCAUUAGAGGAUGAUGAUGCGGAUGCCGAUGCCGAUGUCGAUGUCGAUGAUGAUAUCUACAAUGUUAGCGACGAUGAUUUUGUGGCCAGCGUGGCGCUGUCUACCGCAGAAGCAACAACAACAGCAACAACGACAACAACUACAGUGAAGCCGCAAUCAGAGCAACCAAAGCAACAACAGCCCCCCACAGCUCUGCCAGCCGAGUGGCAACAACCCCAUUUCGAUUACUCACGCAUGGAGUACAGCUUCAGCAAUGGCGUGGUCACUCAAAGUCUUAUUGGUGGCGGCGCCAAUGGAUACGAUGGCAACGCAGCGGCUGGCGGUGGCGGCGGGGGCGGAGGGGGGACCAUCAAUUUCGACAACUAUGACAACAUAAUAUACUCAACGAUGGAGCUGGAGUGCAUGCCCGGCUAUGAUGGCGGUCUGCAGCAACAGUUCUAUCUGGAGGCCUACGAUUCAAAGACCAAAAAGCUAAGAUUAAACAUGACCAGCACCUAUAUGGAUGUGCCAGUUUUUCGCAUCGAUCUGUCUGAUCUGACGCCGAUGGACUACUAUCCGGAUGCGCAUCCAGCGCUGCAUUUGGUCGUCUACAGCGUCAACCAGAAGGGACGCUCCGAGCCGAUUGUGCUGGAGAAUGUGCCCAUCAAUGAGGCGGACAAGCGUUCAGAUGGACGCAUGGGCCUAUCCAUAUUGCCGCUGGCCGCGCUGCUCACCGGGACCCUCUUCACCGUGGGCAUCGCCGUGUUGUUUGUGGUUGUCAUUGCGGUGCGUCGUCGCCGCUGCCAGGGCGCCCGGAAUUUGUGCGAUGACAAGGACAAGCACUUGGGCAUGGAUGUGACGGUGACGGCGCCCCUGGAAACGGGCGCCGGCCAUCAGCGACUGGUCGUCGCCUACACGCUCAAGCAGGGCAUCGAGAAGCAGCCGGACAUACUGAGUGCACAGAAAAGCGCAACUGGCAGCGACACAUCCUCGCCGCUGGGAAAUCGACAGAGUGGUUCGUUUAUGGGCGGUUGCAGUGGGCCAGCCACCAGCGGCGCAUCGGCGAGUCAUAAAACUGCCGAUUAUGAGGUGAAUGCGCCGCACCUGAAUAGCCCGCCCUCGCAGUCGAGCACGCUGAAACUGGAAAGUGAGAAUGCGGCGAAAAGUUACCAGACGCCAGCGGCGGCAGCAUCGCUGCUGUAUGAUGCCAUGCCCACGCUCAGUCGCUACGAGCAGCUGGGCCUGAACAUGGGCAGCUAUGCCGGCGGCACCGGCGCCGGCGGAGGUGGUGGUGCUGGUGGUGGGAUUGGCAGCAACAGUACGCUCAGCUCGGCCGGAAGCGUGGCGAACUCGACGAGCAAUGCGCUUGGCAAUGGCGGGCACUAUGCCCAGCAUAUGCAUCAUACGCUGCCCCAUGGUCUGGCCUCGGGCAGCCUGCCACGCGGACGUGAUCCGCUAACUUUGGCCGAUUAUCUGACCACCAGCAGCCUGAUUGACUAUAAUCUGAGCAAGUCGGCGGCCGUCACAGCAGCUCCGCUGCCCACGCACAUGACGCUGCCGAAGGGCUUGGGCCAUGUCGGCGGCAUGGCCGGCACAAGUCUGUCGCCCUCGCAGCUGACAACGAUUACACAGAAAUCGAAUGCCGGACGCAAUCACAUCAUCACGGACACACUGCCCGGCCCGGAGAGCUGCGUCUAAAGCUUGCGCGUGGACGGGCUAUCGAAUUCCUGGCAACAAACAAAAGACUGGCGCACAACAGAAACAGAUUUAAACAAAAAAAACCAAAAAAAAAAGGAAACAUAAAUCGAAUACAGAGGCAGCAGCAAAUGCAUUAGUUGAAAGUGAAAUACGUAUAGUAUAUAUAGAGCAUAUAGAACUAGGUCUAAACUUAACAAAAAACAAAAAACCAAAAAUACGUGAAAAAAACUAACUAUUCGUAACUAGCAGAGUUCGA
This is a messenger RNA of Drosophila montana, 5384 nucleotides long. RefSeq names its product sidestep III (gene side-III). The transcript has 17 exons. Lineage: Eukaryota; Metazoa; Arthropoda; Insecta; Diptera; Drosophilidae. Bases 50 to 5128 code for a protein of 1692 amino acids. The record is from RefSeq and is a predicted model, not a curated record.